Molecule: messenger RNA, 182 nt
Organism: Dentiscutata heterogama
Lineage: Eukaryota; Fungi; Glomeromycota; Glomeromycetes; Diversisporales; Gigasporaceae
Source: the annotation of a GenBank genome assembly
GACUCCAUGUGAAAGAUUGCUCUUUUUAUGCAUCAUUACGCACAAAACCUGCUUUAAUCAAAAAUAAUACUACAAAAGACAAUGAAAAUGGCGAUUCUAAUGCAAUAGCAAAUAAUGAGGUUGAUACGGAUAAGGAAUUUAGGUUAGCAAAGAUAUUUUUUAAAGAGAAUCAACUUCUUUAA